CCUGUGGAGCUGGCUAAGGCAGGCCUCUCCUCCCCCACCAGCACCCAUCCCACCCACGGGACCUCAGGGGAGGGGCCUAACCCACCCUGUCCAGUCCCGUCCCUUGUUCCUCAGGGCGCAGCCAGUGCAGCUGACUCUGCUCUGGGUACCGCCGGCCUGGCCUUUGUGUCACUUGCUGACUUGGAGCUUUGUCCCCCAGCCCCCUCCCCACCCCUGCCCCCGGCCCCCGGCCCCCAGUCCCCCAGUGUCCGGCCCCCUGCCUAUAAGAGGCUGGGCUGGGCAUGCGGCCUGGCUGUCUCCGGGCCCCUCUGCCCACAACAGCAUGGCCUUGCAGUGCACGCCCCCGGCCGGCCACUGGAAGAUCGUGGUGUGGGAUGAAGAGGACUUCCAGGGCCGACGCCAUGAGUUCACGGCUGACUGCCCCAGUGUGCUGGAGCUGGGCUUGGAGACUGUCCGGUCCCUCAAAGUGCUGAGUGGGGCGUGGGUAGGCUUCGAGCACGCUGGCUUCCAGGGCCAGCAGUACAUCCUGGAGUGCGGAGACUACCCGGCCUCAGAGGCCUGGAGUGGCAACACUGCCUACCCCGCCCACAGGCUCACCUCCUUCCGGCCAGUGGCCUGUGCGAACCACCGGGAGUCCAGGCUGGACAUCUUCGAGGAGGAGAACUUCCUGGGCAAGAGGGGCGAGCUGAGUGAUGACUACCCAUCCCUGCAGGCCAUGGGCUGGGCCGGCGGCCAUGUGGGCUCUUUCCGUGUCCACUCGGGCGCCUGGCUGUGCUCCCAGUUCCCGGGCUACCGAGGCUUCCAGUACCUGCUGGAGUGUGACCACCACUCAGGGCACUACAAGCACUUCCGGGAGUGGGGGACCCACGCCCAUUCCUUCCAGGUGCAGAGUGUGCGCAGGGUCCAGCAGUGAGGCGCCCUCCCACCCCCCCCCCCUGCAGCCUCGAAGACUAAGACAGAGCAAUAAAGAGCCUCACCCCUCCAG
Messenger RNA from Erinaceus europaeus (western European hedgehog), 985 nucleotides. It is a transcript of the gene CRYBA4, whose product is annotated as crystallin beta A4. The transcript has 6 exons. The record is from RefSeq and is a predicted model, not a curated record. NCBI's taxonomy places the organism in Eukaryota, Metazoa, Chordata, Mammalia, Eulipotyphla, Erinaceidae. Gene Ontology annotation, biological process: visual perception; lens development in camera-type eye. Gene Ontology annotation, molecular function: structural constituent of eye lens. Bases 323 to 913 code for a protein of 196 amino acids.